This is a messenger RNA of Fonsecaea nubica, 2727 nucleotides long. RefSeq lists its product as hypothetical. Bases 1 to 2727 code for a protein of 908 amino acids. NCBI's taxonomy places the organism in Eukaryota, Fungi, Ascomycota, Eurotiomycetes, Chaetothyriales, Herpotrichiellaceae. The transcript is spliced from 5 exons. Gene Ontology annotation, cellular component: cytoplasm. Gene Ontology annotation, biological process: cytoplasmic translation. Gene Ontology annotation, molecular function: GTPase activity; GTP binding. The record is from RefSeq and is a predicted model, not a curated record.
AUGGCUACUACCGUGGACAAAAUCAAGGAGAUCGAGGCCGAAAUGGCUCGGACCCAGAAGAACAAGGCCACUUCUUUUCAUCUGGGCCAGCUCAAGGCCAAGUUGGCCAAACUGAAGAGGGAGCUCUUGACGCCGUCAUCCUCUGGCGGUGGUGGUGGCAGUGGAUUUGAUGUUGCCAGAACUGGUGUUGCAUCCGUCGGCUUUAUUGGGUUCCCUUCGGUGGGAAAGUCCACCUUGAUGAGCCGCUUGACAGGCCAACACUCUGAAGCCGCUGCAUACGAGUUCACCACCCUCACUACCGUCCCCGGCCAAGUCCUGUACAAUGGUGCCGCCAUUCAGAUGCUGGAUCUGCCUGGUAUCAUUCAGGGUGCAAAAGACGGCAAGGGUCGUGGCCGUCAAGUCAUUGCCGUCGCCAAAACUUGCCACCUGAUUUUCAUUGUCCUCGAUGUGAACAAACCGCUGACGGACAAGCGGGUCAUUGAGGCGGAGCUGGAGGGGUUUGGCAUCCGCAUCAACAAGGAACCCCCCAACAUCGUUUUCAAGAAGAAGGACAAAGGCGGGUUGAAUAUCACGAGCACAGUUCCCCUGACACAUAUCGACCAUGACGAAAUCAAAGCCGUCAUGAAUGAGUAUCGGAUUUCGUCGGCCGAUAUUGCCAUCCGUUGCGACGCCACGAUUGACGAUUUGAUUGAUGUCUUAGAAGCCAAGAGCAGGAGUUACAUUCCCGUAAUAUACGCCCUCAACAAAAUCGAUUCGAUAACCAUCGAGGAAUUGGAUCUGCUCUACCGCAUCCCGAACGCCGUUCCCAUCAGUUCCGAGCACGGGUGGAACAUUGACGAGCUCCUGGAACAGAUGUGGGAAAAGCUGCAAUUAAAACGUAUCUACACAAAACCAAAAGGGAAACAGCCCGAUUACAGUGCCCCGGUCGUAUUGAGAAAGAAUGCUUCAACGGUGGAAGACUUUUGCAAUGCCAUCCACAAGACGAUUGUAGAGCAAUUCAAGCAUGCGAUUGUAUAUGGGAGAUCGGUCAAGCACCAACCCCAACGGGUAGGACUUGCGCAUGAACUGGCCGACGAAGAUAUCAAGAGUCAAGAUUCGCAACAUACUGGCUAUGGCCAAAAUGGUUGGAUAGGUGUUCCCAAUAACCUGCCAAAUGGCAUUCCAAAUGGUUAUUCCACCAGCCCUCAAACGACGAUCUCGCCAAUGCAGGAAUUCCCGCAAUUUGAGUACCACCACCAACACCAACAUAACACGCCGAUGCCUAUGGAGCCGGCUUACCCUAUACAACGACCUUCGCCAUUUGCAUCUUCGCAUGCACCGAUGCCACCGCCCCUCGUUAUGCCGAACAACGUUUUGUGGCCAAGUAUGCUGGCUAGUCAACCCCAGGGAUCCUACCAGCCGUCAAUUUUGCCUGCUGCACCAAUGCAGACUCCAUUGUCUGCAGGGUCAACAUCUGAUAUGACACCAACCAGUGCCAAGACGAACACGUCUCGUCGCAAGUUGACGGACGAGGAACGUCGUCAAAUGUGCAUUGAGGCCGAGCAGAACCCGACCAUGAAGCAGACCCAGAUUGGAGCAAAGUUCAACGUGGAGAGGAGCACGGUGUCGAAGAUUCUGCGACAGCGGGACAAGUACAUGAAUCCGCAGUCCAAAGAGGAGAGUGUCAGCCCGAUUAAAAAGAACAAGGCCAAACUACCGGACUUUGAGAAGACCCUGACCAACUGGGUCAAAAAUCAGCAGAAGAAGGGCCUCCCCAUCACGGAUGAAGAUCUUCGAAAGCAGGCGCAGGUCUUCUCAUUCAGCAGAAGUGACCAAGCGGUGGUCUCUAGUGCCGACUGGCUGGAGAAGUUCAAACGCAAGAAUCGGCUCAACGCGCUCAAGGCCGAUCCGGAUUCGACCUUUGGGGAUUCCAGCUCGACUUCACUGUCACACACGCCUCAUGACGGCUCACCCGCAUCGUCCAAUGGUCUUGUAUCUCCUCCGAUGUCAGCAAUUGAGGAGCAGAUCGAAGAACCCUCGGUCAAGAUCGAGACCAACAACGAGUUCUUCGACUUUGGGGAUGGGAAAUCAACGUACACACCUCAACCCAGGCUUGAUCGUGAGGCGACAUCAGAGUCCGUCAUUUCCCCAAUGUCCGUGGAAAUGGCACGCAGUGACCAAGAUGGAAUCGACAUGCUCGAAGAGGCGGAUGAUACAAUGGGGUCAUCUAACCGUCAGAGAAGCCAGACAUACUCUCACGCACCGAAUUCAGGCACAGCCUCGCGCCCAUCCUCAUCGGGUCACAACCGACCCUCACUCCCUGUACGCUCUCUGACAGCAGCCACAGUGACAGUGACGACAGCAGAGCAACGACCUACCGCCAUUGACCCUCGGCAGAUGAUGAAACGUCACAAGAGCGUGCCCGACAUCCACUACCCUGAACAGGUGCGCUUUUCAGCCAUGCAUCCUCCACCAUUGCCACGAUCCGCCGAUGCUUCACCCAUAAGCAAUCCGGUCACACCAGCGGAAGAGGAUAUCAUUCGAGCGUUGCACGCCACCAAAACAUUGCUGGAACAGAACCCAGCUGUAGCAGAGCCGGACGAUUACCUGGCGAUUGGCAAACUGAUACAGAAGAUAAAAGCCCUCCGACCAACAGCACCGAUACUGCCAGGAGGGAUGCACCCAAUCGAUAUCAUGGAUAGUCCUCGCAUCUCCAAAAAGAGGACCAUUCUCGGCAUCUCGACCUAA